AUGCUUGGGGACAGGGUGAGGUUGCCACAACGUGGGCUCGCGGCGUGGGUCAGCCCGGCGGCUGAUCAGCGCGGGUCGCGCAGCUUGCAACGCUUCUCAUUUACAUGGCCGUGCCGCGUGGUCGCGCGGCGCGGCGGCGGUCUCCUCGGUCGCACGCCCGCUUCAGCGCUGUCCACGGCCACCACACCUACGACGCCUCAACACAUCUCCCACUACCUGGAGCACCAGCCGCGGGCGACAUGGGAGGCGCUCUCCGCCGCCUUCCCUGCCGACGCGGUGUCCCACGGCCACGUCGAUGCCGUUCUCCUCUCCCUUGCCAGGCAGCCCCACGCCUCCCCCGAGCCCGUUGCCAAGAACGCCCUCACCUUCUUCCACUGGUCCGCCGCCGCAGCAGCAGCCGCUUCCUCCUCUUCCCCGCCGCCGUCGUCCUCUCACUCGCUCCGGUCCUACUGCCUCCUCGUCCACCUCCUCUCCCGCGCCGCGCUCUUCCGCGACGCCUCCGUCCUCCUCGAGUCAGCCAUCUCCAGGCACUUGUCGUCUUCGUCCCCCGCCUCGUGCUUCCUCGACGCCUUCUUCACCGCCUACGAGGACAGCGGCACGGCCGCCACGACCCGGGGCCUACACCUCCUGGUGCACGCCUACGCGCGGCUGCGCCUCCCGGGGGAGGCCCUCGAGGCCUGCCGCUACCUCGCGCGGCGCGGCGUGCUGCCCUCACUCUCUGCCUUCAACGCCGCGCUGCACGCGGCGCAGCGCGCUGGGUCGCUCGGUGUCUCAUGGGAGGUGUUCGAGCUUAUGACGCUGAAGCGGCUGUAUGCCAACCAGAGCACCGUCGAGCUUGUCAUCGGCGUCCUGAGCCGGGAAGGCAAGCUCGCCCGGACCGUGGCGUUAGUGGAGAGGAUCCACGGUAAGAAGUGUGCGCCUGGCAUUGUGGCGCACGUUGCACUCACGUUGAGGAUGAUCGAGGAAGAGAGGGUGGAGCAGGUGAUAUUGCUGCUGAAGAGGAUGCUGCAGAGGAACAUUCUCCUCGAUGAUAUUGCUUACUCACUGAUCGUGCAUGCCUACUGCCACAUUGGUGAUCUCAAGUCGGCACUCGAGCAAUGUGAUGACAUCGUUCGUCGUGGUCGUCGCCUGAAUGCAUUCAUGUACACUUGCCUCAUCAGAGCGCAUUGUUGCGAAGGCAGUAUGGACAAGGCUGCCCAGUUGCUUCAAGAAAUGUUAUCCAUGGGAGCAAAGCCUUAUGAUGCUACGUACAACCAUCUCAUUGCUGGUUGUUUCAGACAAGGGAUGAUAAAGGAAGGCUUGGCCUAUUUUGACAACAUGCACGAGGAAGGUUUUGUGCUGGACAUUGGCAGCUGCAAUGAGAUGUUAGAGGGACUCUGCAAUGCAGGAGAGGCUCGCAGGGCGAACGACCUGCUGACGGCAAUGAUGGACAAAGGACUUCUUCCUGAUCCGGAUAUAUACUUGAACCUUAUUAAUGGAUAUGGCAAGGCCGGCGAUGCUCAAGGUAUUGUCAACAUCUACCAUGAGAUGGAGCACAGAAGGCUUGAUCCUGGUGUUGAGGUUUUUACUGCCUUGAUCAAGGGCCUUUGCCAGUGUGGAAAUUUGAAGGAAGCUGAGAAGUUAUUUGCUGUGAUGAAGAAGAAAACAGUGGCUCCGACUAGUGAUUUGUAUGAUAUGCUUAUCAGCGGUUACUGUGAGAAGCGCAAUGCUAAGAGGGCACUUUGGUUGUAUGAUAUGAUGGUGACCGAGGAUGAGAAGCUUGUCCCCUCUGCUGAAACUUUUAUGAUGCUGGUGAGGAGAGUCAUCAAAGUAAAGAAUGUGUGUUCCCCUGAUAGCUGA
Molecule: messenger RNA, 1839 nt
Organism: Miscanthus lutarioriparius
Lineage: Eukaryota; Viridiplantae; Streptophyta; Magnoliopsida; Poales; Poaceae
Source: the annotation of a GenBank genome assembly